AUGGCCGAAUCCAAGUCCGACGGGGUCGAGAUCCAGUCGGCCGCUCCCGCCGAGGUCGAGCCCGGCAACACAACCAACACAGUCCACGCCGAGCACACGAAUCCCCACGACCAUGCCGAGCUCGACGUCGUGCCCAUCGAAGAAGAGGCGGUGCGCAAUGCCGUGCACAUCCAUCUGAGCUGGCGGUCCUGGCUGGUUGUGUUUAUCACUUGUUUUGCCAUCAUGGCUCAGGUGUUUGUCGUGGUGGCGGCCGGCUCGGUCAUUGCCUUUAUCGUGCGCGACCUGGGCGACGCCAGCAUCUCGGGCUGGAUCAUCCAGGGCCCGCUGCUGAUGCAGAGCGUGCUGUCGCCGAUUGUGGGCCGGCUGUCGGACGUGCUGGACCGCAAGUUUCUGGCGGCGGGCCCGCCGCUGGUGGCCUUUGUGGGCGCCGUGGUGUCGGCCAAGGCGACGUCGAUGGCCAUGCUGAUUGGCGGCGGCAUCCUAAUCGGCACGACGCUGGCGACCAUUGCCAUUGUGCAGGCGAUCCCGUCCGAGGUGCUGCCGCUCAAGUACCGCGCGCUGGCCAACGGCUUUGCGUUUUUGGGCGGCGCCGUGGGCGGCCUGGUCGGGUCGCUGGGCGCGGGCGCCGUGACGAAUGCGUCGCCGUCGGGGUGGCGGUCCAUCUUUUGGAUCCAGGCGGCCUUUCACCUGGCGACGAGCCUGGGCCUGUUUUUGUUCUACUGGCCGAAGAGACCCGCGCGGUCGGCGGAGGACCGGCUGUCCGUCUGGGGCUACGUGUGGGCGUGCGACCCGGUGGGCUCGCUGCUGUUUGUGGCGGGCGCGACGCUGACGCUGCUGGCGCUCGACUGGGGCGGCGGCACGUACGCGUGGUCGGACGCGCACGUGGCGGCGCCACUCGCGAUAGGGCUGGCGCUGCUCGUGGCGUUUGGCGCGUACGAGUGGAAGGGCCGCCGCGACGGGCUGCUGGCGCACGUCUUUUUCGCGCACAACGCCAACUUUGCGCUGUCCGUGUUUGCCUUUGCCGUCGAGGGCUGGAUCUUCUACUCGGCCGUCAACUCGGUGGUGCCGCAGAUUGUGCUGAACCUGGGCUUCCAGACGAACGCCUGGCGCAUCUCCAUCCGCCAGCUGAGCUACACGCUGGCGACCAUGUUCACGUCCGUCCCCAUCACGCUCUACGCCACCUACUACAAGGACCUCAAGACCCCGCUGCUCGUCACCUUUGUGCUCUUCUUUGUCGUCACCGUCGCCUACGCCAACGUCCGGCCGCACUGGAACGCCGCCCAGAUCGGCAUCAGCGUGCUCGCCGGCAUCGGCCAGUCCGGCCCGCUGACGCUGCUCGUCGCCUGCGUCCAGUUCACCGCGCCCCACGCCUACCUCUCGACCGCCACGGGCCUCGCCUUUUCGGCGCGCGCCAUCGGCGGCGCCUUUGGCUCCGCCGUCCUCGACGCCAUCAUCAACGGCUACAUCAACAGCCACUACGCGCCGGCCGUAAGCGACGCCGCCGUGCAGGCCGGGCUGCCAGCGUCCAGCGCCCCCGCGCUCCUCGCCGCGUUUGCCGCGGGCGACGUCGGCUCGGCCGACGUCCCCGGGGCCACGGCGGCCGUCUGGGCCGCGGCGGUCACGGCCAGCCGCGCCGAGUAUGCGCACGCGUACCGGCUGGCGUGGUCGAGCAUCAUUCCGUUUGUGGUGCUGGCGACGGCGGCGGUGGCGUGUCUGCGCGGGGUCAAGGCGCUGAUGACGGAGAAGGUGGAGGCGACGGUGGAGAGGGUGGAGGAGGAGGCGACCAAGGUGUGA
This is a messenger RNA of Sporothrix schenckii 1099-18, 1794 nucleotides long. RefSeq lists its product as uncharacterized. Bases 1 to 1794 code for a protein of 597 amino acids. The transcript is spliced from 2 exons. The record is from RefSeq and is a predicted model, not a curated record. Gene Ontology annotation, biological process: transmembrane transport. Lineage: Eukaryota; Fungi; Ascomycota; Sordariomycetes; Ophiostomatales; Ophiostomataceae. Gene Ontology annotation, molecular function: transmembrane transporter activity.